This is a messenger RNA of Daucus carota subsp. sativus, 2092 nucleotides long. Its product is annotated as malonyl-coenzyme A:anthocyanin 3-O-glucoside-6''-O-malonyltransferase. The transcript has a single exon. Lineage: Eukaryota; Viridiplantae; Streptophyta; Magnoliopsida; Apiales; Apiaceae. The coding region runs from base 238 to 1674 and encodes 478 amino acids. The record is from RefSeq and is a predicted model, not a curated record.
AAAUAUUAUAAUUAUUUAAAAACUUUUAUUAUUAUAUAACAUAUUUUUUUUUGAAACAAUUAUUAUAUAACAUAUUUAAAUCUGAGGACAUUUUCAACAAUAAAUGAGGUAUUUGAUAAAAAAAAAAAACAAUAAAUGAGGUAAAUGCUGGCAUCCCCCGUCUGGCUAUAAAUAUGGUGUGAACUUCUGAUGCUUCAUUAGUCAUUACCAAAUAACAGAUUUCUUUACUUAAAAAUCAUGGAGGAUCGAUUAUCCACCGUCAAAGUUCUCGAACAUUGCCGUAUCUCUCCACCAGCUGACACUGUCCCAGUGGCAACUCUGCCUCUUAACUUUUUCGACUAUCUAUGGCUCACUUUCCAUCCCCUUGGCCGUGUGCUCUUUUAUGAUUUUCCACAUUCCACUAGUCACUUUAUUCAUCACACAGUUCCAAACCUCAAAACAUCCUUGUCUCUUGCCCUCAAACACUUCACUCCCUUGGCUGGAAAUUUGAUAGUAUCUUCAAAUACUAAUUCCAACACUAACUACGUGAUUCGUUAUUUGGAUGGAGACUCGGUGUCUGUAACAUUUGCCGAGUGCACUGAUGAUAUUGAUUACGGAAAUCAUGUACGUGACGCCAACAUGUUGAACACUUUUGUUCCUCAACUUCCCUCAGCUACUAGUGUUGAUAUCUCGGGCGAGAAAUGUUCUGUAGCUCCUGUAUUUGCUAUCCAAGUAACUGUGUUCCCAGGACGCGCCAUCUGUAUUGGAAUCAGAAACGCGCACGCAGUUGCAGAUGGAAGCUCUUUGUUUAACUUUGCACGAGCAUGGGCUUCAAUUACAAAGAAAGUUAAUCUCCUGGACACGAAAAAUAAUAUUAGUGAUUUGAUAACGUCUGAGGGUUUUCAGAUCCCAAGUUAUGAUAGGAGUUCGAUCCAAGACCCCUGUGAUCUAGGUACUAUGUAUUUAAAAGCACAGGGAGCGAGAGUAAAAAAACAGGUCGAGAAAGCGUUACCUCAAAUGGAAUCUGUUGAUGAUUCUUCGAAACGCAAGGUUAAAGCAACAUUUACUGUAACUGAAGCCAAAAUCAAGGCACUCAAGAGCAUGAUAUCAACAGAACGGCCAACAUUAGCAUACCUGUCAUCUUUGACUUCUGUGUGCGCUUAUCUCUGGACAUGUUUCGCCAAAACACGAGCUACUGUUUGGGGAGUGGAGCACAAUCUUGAUGAGUGUCAGCACUUUAUAUUUGCUAUGGAUUGUCGUGCUCGAUUGGAUCCGCCCCUGCCCGCUUCUUACUUUGGUAAUUGCUUAGUGCCAUGUUGUGGAGCACUAACAGGCAGGAUUUUGGUAGGAGAUGAAGGCCUUGCAGCUGCUGCGGAAGUAUUGGGAAAUUCAGUAUCUGUGAAGCUUGAGAAAGGUCCCUUGCACGGGUCAGAUAUGUUCCUGGAUGAAUAUGCUGGAACAAUGAGGGGGGAAUGGACUAUUGGCAUAGCCGGAUCCCCAAAAUUGGACUAUUACAACAAUAUUGAUUUCGGAUGGGGUAAACCUCUAAAGUUUGAGUUUGUUCAAGAGCCGUUAUCGAUUUCAAGGAGCAAAGAUUCAAAUGCGGAUCUUGAAAUUGGUAUAGUUCUACCUCAAAAUGAGAUGGAUGUUUUUCCUAUUAUAUUUGCUCGGGGUUUGCAAAAUCUACACUGUUAAUGUGUUGACGAACCUUUUGCUUGAACGUGGAGAUCGGAAGCAGGCACAUGAGGCAACACAUUUGUGUACUGCAUCUUUGUGAGUUAAACUUUUAAGUCGAUUUCUUCUGGUAAUAAUUUUUGCUGCCUAAUAAGUAAUUUGCCAAGGUUCAACAAGAUUCUUAAGUUGGCAUGUCCACCUGCAGCAAAGCAGGCGGUGUACACGUUAUGUGCAGCAAUUGCAUCUUGUUUUUUCAUUUGUUUACAGUCUCCGGCGAGGCUGCGAGUCUGUGUGACCAAUCUCUCUGUGUUGAGUCCCUCAAAAAUUAGAACUGAUACCAAUGUACUGCACAGAGAUGGGCAGAUUGCUCCUCAAAAUAAACGAUGUGCACAAAGAUGGGCAGAUUGCUCCGCAAAAUAAACGAAGAGUCUGUUUUCUA